This is a messenger RNA of Saprolegnia diclina VS20, 1275 nucleotides long. RefSeq lists its product as hypothetical. Lineage: Eukaryota; Oomycota; Saprolegniomycetes; Saprolegniales; Saprolegniaceae. The record is from RefSeq and is a predicted model, not a curated record. The coding region runs from base 7 to 1230 and encodes 407 amino acids. The transcript has a single exon.
GACGUGAUGUGGAUGCGUGGUCAGUGGCUUCUAAUGCUAAGCGCGGCUGUACAUGGCUGCAGCGAGUUCCUCCUAAAUUCGACAAACGAAACCAUCUCGGCUCGUACGAUGGACUUUACGCUGGACCUGAACGCGCACUUGGAGAUCGUCCCGCGGGGCACCCGCCUCCGUGAGCCGCCGGCGCGGGACUGCGCCAACUGCAGCAGCUACGCGUGGGACUCGAUUUACGGAUUUGUCAGCGUGAAUGCCUACGGCGCCAACGUAGCCACGGACGGGCUCAACGAAGCUGGUCUUUCGGCGGCGUGGCUGUGGCUUGACGCGACCAGCUAUCGCACGGCCGACCCGACGAAUCCUCGGCCCGUCGUCACGUCGGUGGUGUCGCACCUCCUCGGGACCUGCGCGUCCGUCGACGAUGUCCGCGCCAAGCUCGCGACGGUUCAAAUGGCCGAGAUCGACCCAGCGCUGUUGACGAUGUUUGCACCAGGGACACCAGUGGCGUCGUAUCCGCUCCACGUCGCCGUCCACGAUGCAUCCGGUCGCAGCCUCGUGCUCGAGAUUUUGAACCAGACGCUGCAUAUAUAUGACAACCCGAAUGGCGUGCUCACCAACGACCCGCCGCUGCCCGACCAGUUGGCGGCGCUCGCGAACGCCACGUCGCUGCCGUCGGGCUAUGGCUCGACCGAGCGCUUCGUGCGUCUCUCGAUGCUCAACCGCCACCGCGAUCGCGCGUAUGACCCGUCGACGAGCUACGGCGCGGCGUCGAGCGAGCAGGCGGCCGUCGCUUCCGCCGCGCACUUUCUAGGCACGGUACAGGUACCGCUGGCGGGCAAAGACGGCGGCGGCACUGAGUUUGCAUUGGUGCGGGACCACAUGCACCGAAAACUCUAUUUCCAGUCGACGCAAAACCUCAAUUUGCGCAUGGUCGACUUGCGUCGCAUCGACUUUGCGCCUGGCGCCAAGCGACAAGCCCUUGCCGUGACGUUUGGGCGCUGGUUUGAUGACGUCACGGACGCACUUUUGGCGUCGACGACACACUCGAAAGACAUUCCGAACCGGUCGCACUUGGACAAGGCGUUCGAUUCACACUCGACGCAGUUGGCGCCGCCAACGUUCCGCGGUUCAAUCCCCGCCACCAUCAUUGUUGUCGGUGCCAGCAUCGGUGCUAUCGGUGUGAUCGGCAUAGCGUUGCUGCGCGAACACAAACGCCAAGGGUACGCCAAUGUCGCUUAAUCUUAAUCCCUCUUAAUUACACUCUGUUAACCCUGUGCCCUGUCG